Sphenostylis stenocarpa is the source of this 441-nucleotide messenger RNA. The record is from the annotation of a GenBank genome assembly. NCBI's taxonomy places the organism in Eukaryota, Viridiplantae, Streptophyta, Magnoliopsida, Fabales, Fabaceae.
AUGUUCUUAUCCAUGCAGCUUCUUUGCUUCUACAAGCAGCCACCAUCACUGUUUCUUGUGCACAAUAAUGAAGGCAUUUUGAAGCACAAGAGAUUGAUCACAAACCCUUAUUUUUCUACUUCAGAUUCUUGUUUUGGGGUGGUUCAUGCAUCAGUGAAGGAAGAUUCACAGUCACAGCAGUAUGAGAUAGAGCCAGAAAAAGCCAGAGAAGCACUCAAAAAGCUUGAUGAACAGAUGCAGUCUCUCUCCAACAAACCCUCCAAGGCCCGAAAACUCAAGGUUUCGGACCUGAAGCUUCCCGUGGAGGUAGGCAGUGACAAAGAAACGUUAGAAAUUACAGAUUCAUUUCUUGCGACUGUAGCAGGUGGUCUGGUUCUCUUCACUAUAUUGUACAAUGUACUGUUUUAUACUGUAAUUAAGCCAGGCAUUGAUGGUUCAUAG